This is a messenger RNA of Tigriopus californicus, 1593 nucleotides long. RefSeq names its product cytochrome c oxidase assembly protein COX15 homolog. The transcript has 8 exons. The coding region runs from base 177 to 1559 and encodes 460 amino acids. NCBI's taxonomy places the organism in Eukaryota, Metazoa, Arthropoda, Copepoda, Harpacticoida, Harpacticidae. Gene Ontology annotation, biological process: heme A biosynthetic process. Gene Ontology annotation, molecular function: oxidoreductase activity, acting on NAD(P)H, heme protein as acceptor. The record is from RefSeq and is a predicted model, not a curated record. Gene Ontology annotation, cellular component: mitochondrial inner membrane.
UCGAUCUCGGCCGAGCUUUCUAGGAUUUGAGACACCCUGAAUUAUUUGUAAUAGGGCCAUGAGAAACUAUGACUGAGUUUAGUGAUGUUUAAAGUCUCCAAUUCAAGAUAAAAACCAUUAUCUAUUGUUACUGGCUGUUUUAUAUCAUAUCAAUUGCGCUUAAUAAAUCAUAUUUGAUGCAACAGCUAUGCAUAAAUUCUCAUGACAUUGUCAAGUUCAUUGUGUAUUUGGAAGAAUUACCCAAUCUGUGUUUGAGCGAAAACAAAUAUUGUAACAUACGCUUCGCCUUUUUCAUUGCCAUUAUUCAAUAUUCAUUGCAAACCAUGUUGUCUUGUAGUCGUUUGCUUAAAGGCCAUCGAACAGGGCCGGCAUUAAUUCGAUCCUUUGGUCAAUUUUCGCGAAUACAACCUCCAGUCAGAAAUGUUUUACCGAAAGUCAUAGCUCGGCCAUGCACAGCCGUUUCCACAGCGGCCACCGCCCAGUUUGCCACGCCCAAGGUGGUCGGCUAUUGGUUGUUUGGCAUUGCCGGCAUGGCUUUUGGGGCCGUGGCUUUGGGCGGAGUAACCCGAUUAACCGAAUCCGGUCUGAGUAUGGUGGAUUGGAAGUUGUUCGGGCGACCUCCGCCUGCCGAUGAAGCUGCAUGGGAAGAGGAGUUGAGGAAAUAUUCCGAAUCGCCCGAGUUCAAAUACAAAAACUCGCAAAUCACCAUGAACGAGUUCAAGUUCAUUUGGUACAUGGAGUAUGGCCAUCGAAUGUGGGGUCGAGCGAUUGGGGCUUGCUAUUACUUGCCUGCGGCUGUGAUGUGGGCCAAAGGCUACUUUGACAAGGCCAUGAAGAGACGCAUUGUCGUGAUGGGAGCUUUGUUGGCUUGCCAAGGUCUAUUAGGGUGGUACAUGGUCAAGUCUGGAUUGGAUCACAAGAAUUUCGAAGGGCCUUCGGAUGUUCCACGGGUCUCUCAAUAUCGCUUGGCUUCUCAUCUAUCUGCGGCAAUGGUAUUAUAUUCAUUCCUCUUCUGGAACGCCUUGAGUGUGCUCACGCCCGCAGUAAAAGAGGGUGUGGCCAAGUUCACGCCUCAAGUGGCCAAGUUCAGAGGAAUGGCCAUGGGUGCCAAGGCCUUGGUGUUCCUCACCGCCGUUUCUGGAGCAUUUGUGGCGGGUUUGGACGCUGGUCUGGUUUAUAACUCUUUCCCGUUGAUGGCAGGAAGAAUUAUUCCCGAUGACAUCUUGGCUUUGUCGCCUGCGUUGAGCAAUUUCACCGAAAACCCAACCACUGUGCAAUUUGACCACAGGAUCUUGGGUACGACAACUUUGGCCUUCAUCACAGCGUUGGCUUUGAAAUCAAGAGGGCUGCCUCUGAGCCCAAGGGCAAAGACUGCUGUGAUUGCGCUGACUACAAUGGGUUGGAUGCAGGUUGGAUUGGGCAUCACCACAUUGCUAUUGUACGUUCCGGUUCCAAUCGCGGCUUUGCAUCAAUCGGGAGCUUUAUUAACACUAACCAGUGCACUUUGGCUGUCUCACGAGUUGAAAUUGAUGAAAGCUUUGAAAUAUGUUCCAAAAUAAUUUUGUAUGACAAUAAACCUGGUGCCGUAAUUUA